This is a messenger RNA of Suillus paluster, 2319 nucleotides long. RefSeq lists its product as uncharacterized. Lineage: Eukaryota; Fungi; Basidiomycota; Agaricomycetes; Boletales; Suillaceae. The transcript is spliced from 16 exons. The record is from RefSeq and is a predicted model, not a curated record. Bases 1 to 2319 code for a protein of 772 amino acids.
AUGCACGACACUGUCUGCAGGAGUUGUCACUCUGGCGCUCCACAGUUUUGCUGCAGGGACUGCUUUGGCACCGAGUUGUGCUGCCAUAGUUGCGUUGUGGCUUCACACGCUAACAAUCCAGCGCAUCGAAUUCAGGAGUGGAUGGGCAUUUACUUUGUGCCUGUCUUGCUGAAGAAACUGGGGUUGCACGUGCAACUCGGUUAUCCAGCAGGUGAACACUGCUUGCUGCCUCAAAAGGCAUUCAACAAUGAUUUUACUCUCAUUGAUACCAACAGUAUACAUGAGAUCAGCCUUGACUAUUGUGGCUGCGAGACUGCUGAGAGGCAUGUCAAGCAGUUGCUUCGGACAGCUUGGUUUCCAGCUACAUCAACUGAUCCACGCACUGCAGCUACUUUCACCAUCCUCGAACAAUAUCACUUGCUAUCAUUUGAAUCUAAAGCAUCAGGGUAUGAGUUUUACCACUCCCUUGCUCGUGAUCAUUACGAGGCAUUUAUGCGUAUUGUCCGCGAGUGGCGACAUCUUAAGAUGCUCAAGCAAGCAGGCCGAGGUUAUGACCCCACUGGUGUGGGGAAUACUAAGAGUGGUGAAUGCGCCGUGCUGUGCCCAGCCUGUCCGCAACCUGGUCGAAACCUUCCUGACAAGUGGGAAGAGGCACUGAAAGAAAUAAGCUGGUUAUAUGGUCUUUUUUUAGCCAUUGAUGCCAAUUUUCGACUCAAACGAUGUAUAAAAAGCACAUGUUCGUCGCACAAUGCAGUAAACAUGGCGGACACGAAGGUGUCUCAGGGCCUAGCUGCAACUGGAGUCGUCGGUGAUCUUCAAAAAGGUGAAAGGUACACUAAUAUGGAUUUUCUAUUCUUUUCAACUCUCCGUGGGCGUGACUGGCACAAGAAUCUCUGGGAGAGAAUGUCAGCUAUGCCUUCUGAACUUCAUCUCAACCAUUCCGCGAAGUUCAUAAGGUUCUUCGUGCCAAAAUUCCAUCUACCGGUGCACGUUCUCAAGUGUCAAACUAUGUUCUCUUUCAAUUUCUUGAAGAAUGUUGGAUGCACAGAUGGGGAAGCUCCCGAGCGAGGUUGGUCAAAUAUUAACCCAGUCGCCUCCAGCACAAAAGAAAUGGGACCCGGCUCGCGUAGAAACACGCUAGAUGAUCAUUUCAGCGACUGGAAUUGGAAAAAGGUUGUAGGACUUGGCACAACACUCCUUCGCAAGAUGGAUGAGGCCAAAGAGGAAAGAGAUGUGCACCAGAUGGCAUUUGAAGAACUCAACAGAGCUUUGAAACUGACCGCGGUUCGACUCAAACUCGCCCAACUGGAGGCAGCUGAACUACAGCAAGGAAUGGAUGUUUCAUUGCAUGCUGAUGUUUCUCCAAGCAUAUUCAUUGCAUCGGGGAUCGACCUGGAGAAUGAACAGUAUGGUCUGCAUGCCACAGAUAUUCAAAAGGGCACAGUCCAACGACUGCAGAAUGCAUUACAAUGCAAAAUCGACACUUGGAAGCGCAUCCAAAUUCUUUACACCCCCGCAGUACAGCUCAUAGAGUCAAGGGUCGAAUUGCCUUCCCACAGCACCCUGGGCAUGAUCAAUCCCGAGGAUUCCCAGCUCUGGCUCCCAUCCGCUCUGUGCAGUAACCCCAUACCUUGCAAUGCACGACUCCUUGUGACCGAGUGGGAAUUACGACACGCUCAGGCUGGGGACACUCUUGAAGAAAUGAGACAGAGUCUUUGCCUGUGGGACUACAUUCAUGUUGAAGCCAGGGCAUCAGCCACAGCAGAUAAGUACCGUGCGGCUUGUACGGCGCUCUCAUCUCUUGCCCACAUGCUUGGAAAGGUUGGGUGGGAUCACAAAUAUAAGGUUCUCGAGAGGAAGGAUGACAUCCGUGGGAUGUCAGUUCCGAAACAGUUAUUGUGGAUUUGGCUGGUUGAAGGAGUCGGGGAUGGUGAAGAUGAAGUCGUACAAGAUAGUCUCAGAGUCGAAUGGUGCAAAGCUCGUGUGAGGUCCAUGCAAUGGGCCAAAGAAGUUAAGCUGCUCCAGGAGGAGAUGCGCCGAGUGUCUUGCUUUCUUAGGUGGCACGCAUCAUGGUGGAACAAGAAGACUUCAGAAUGCACGCUUGGCACCGCUGCUGAUAAUGAGGGUCUAGGUGCCUACGCCUAUCGUCAGGCUCAGCUUAGGGAUGAUCUCACCAAUUGUUUUGAGAACAAGUGGGCCGCAUAUCUCUCACUGACUACGGCCUAUAAUACGAUGUAUCCGGUGGAUAGUGCAUCCGAGACUAUGAUGGCUAAUGAAGCCGAGUUAGAUCUCUACCUCCCAGAAUUGCCGCUUCCUUAA